Messenger RNA from Priapulus caudatus, 683 nucleotides. RefSeq names its product pituitary homeobox x-like. The record is from RefSeq and is a predicted model, not a curated record. Gene Ontology annotation, molecular function: DNA-binding transcription factor activity, RNA polymerase II-specific; RNA polymerase II cis-regulatory region sequence-specific DNA binding. Lineage: Eukaryota; Metazoa; Priapulida; Priapulimorpha; Priapulimorphida; Priapulidae. The annotation marks the transcript as partial. The transcript is spliced from 2 exons. Gene Ontology annotation, biological process: anatomical structure morphogenesis; regulation of transcription by RNA polymerase II. Gene Ontology annotation, cellular component: nucleus.
GUUUGGUUCAAAAACAGGAGAGCAAAAUGGCGGAAGCGGGAGAGGAACGCAACCGACUUUAAGAAUGGUUUCGGCACGAACUUUAACGGCUUGAUGCAGCCGUUUGACGAUGGUCUCUACUCCAGCUACUCCGGCUACAACAUGAAUAACUGGGCAACGAAGGUACCCAGCCCGCUCGGUGUCGGAGCUAAAGGUUUCGCCUGGGGGUUGAACACCGCCGUCAACCCUCUCUCGUCCGUCGUUCCCUCGCAGACGAUGUGCUUCAACAACCCGAACACGAUAUCAACGAGCAUGGUACAAAACAUGAACGUACCCGCAGUCGGAUCGAUGUCCAUGAACAAUCUGAACAAUCCCGGAUCCGGAUGUCCGUACGGCGCCGCCGCGCCGCCGUACAUGUAUCGCGAGCAGUGCAAUUCGUCGAUCGCCAGCCUGCGUCUGAAGGCGAAGCAGCACGCGACCGGAUCGUGGGUCGGAUAUCCCGGAAUGGCUUCGAUGGGUCCGAUGGGUCCGAUGGGGACGAGUCCGUCGCGGCCGCCGGCGCUGUCGGCGUGUCAGUACGCGACCGACAGGCCCGUCUAAUGUCGUCGGCAGCGUCGUCGUCAGUGGCGUUGUCAUCCUCGACUUACUUGUCGUCGUCGUCGGCGGCGUCAUCAUCAGCGUCGUCGUCGUCGUCGUCGACUUCA